AGUCAAAGAUGGGCAUGUAUGACUCUUCGGUAUAAAAUGCACAACAGACCAAGGAAUAAAAAGAAUGCCAUUGAAAGAGUUCCAAUUAUUCUUAGUACUUUUUAUCUGCUCUUUAAUCAAAAGUUCUGAUGGAGGAAGGAAAUCUCCAUGUCUACAAUCAAGAAAUACCGCUUCAUUCAAUAUUACAAGAUGUCCUCAAGACAGAAAAGAAUUGGAAAACAGAUCUAAAUUAUUCAAAUGCGAAGAGCAAAAGCAAAAUUGCACAACGGCUAAACUAUAUAAAUACCAUUGUGUAUUAAAUUCUAAAGGUGAUGGAUACAUUGAACUAUGUGCACCAGAAGUUGUAAUAAUUGGUAGGCGCUGCACUGAAUAUACGACUGGAGGACAAUUUCUCCAAGAGCAUUUAGAGAAUAUAUGCACUGCGUGUCCAUUCAAAUACAAGUCCUCUGAAAGUUACAAAUACAAUGAAUGCUACAAACUAGAACACCCAAGUACACCCAGUAUAAUGCAAGAAAAGAAAAAGGAAGACUCGGGAGAUGAAAACAUAUCUUUUGUAAAACAGAAAGAUGUCGGGUAA
This is a messenger RNA of Saccostrea cuccullata (small rock oyster), 577 nucleotides long. RefSeq lists its product as uncharacterized. The transcript has 4 exons. The record is from RefSeq and is a predicted model, not a curated record. Lineage: Eukaryota; Metazoa; Mollusca; Bivalvia; Ostreida; Ostreidae. The coding region runs from base 65 to 577 and encodes 170 amino acids.